Messenger RNA from Dioscorea cayenensis subsp. rotundata (Guinea yam), 2970 nucleotides. RefSeq lists its product as uncharacterized. The transcript has 5 exons. The coding region runs from base 1 to 2970 and encodes 989 amino acids. Lineage: Eukaryota; Viridiplantae; Streptophyta; Magnoliopsida; Dioscoreales; Dioscoreaceae. The record is from RefSeq and is a predicted model, not a curated record.
AUGAUUGUCUGUCCUUGUGUAAAAUGUGCGAAUGUUAAAUGGAAAAAUCGUGAAGUAGUUCUUGAGCAUUUAAUAUGUGGCGGAAUUCUUCAAGGGUACGAUUAUUGGUUCUUUCAUGGAGAAUGUGUUCCUUCUUCCUCUAAUACGGUUGGUGCAUUUACAACUUCUUCAAGCUCUACAUAUCUUAAUCAAGGUGUUAAUAGUACGCCAAAUGCCAUGGGGGAGUUGUUAUGUGACGCUUUCAACAUGCAUGAAGUUGUUCAUGAUGAUGUUCAGUGUAAUACAUCCGAAUUCAAUAAUUUGCAUGAUAAAGGUGAAACCCACGACGGGGUAAGUUAUGAACAGCCUCCUCUAGACGCAGCUAAAUUUUACAAGCUACUAGAAGAUAUGAAUGAAAAAACUUUUAUGAUGGAUCCAAGCAUUCGAGCAGCUACUAUUCCUACAAAUAGUCAUGAGUCUAAGAAAGUCAUUAAAGAUUUAGGCCUUGGGUAUGAAAAAAUUCAUGCUUGCCCUAAUGAUUGCAUGCUCUAUUGUGCCGAUAGAGAAGCCCAAGAAGCAUGUCAUGUGUGUGGUAGUUCUCGUUGGUUGUCAAUCGAUUCCGACCAAUCUAUCGAUGAUGAUAUUGAGGUUGUUCGUAAGAGGCCAGCAAAAGUUUUACGAUAUUUCCCCCUCAUUCCAAGGUUGCAGAGGAUAUUCAUGUCGUCAAGGACUGCUAAUGAUAUGACUUGGCAUGCUGAUGGUCGUACAAAUGAUGGUCGUUUGAGACACCCUGCUGAUGCUGAGGCAUGGAAAACGUUUGAUGCAAGAUUCCCAGAUUUCGCAUCUGAUCCGCGCAAUAUUAGGCUGGGCUUAUCAUCUGAUGGCUUUAACCCAUUCAAAGUACUAAGUACUUCUUACAGUACUUGGCCGGUGGUGUUGAUUCCUUACAAUUCGCCACCGUGGGUUGGGAUGAAACAAUCUUCCUUUCUACUAUCUAUGAUUAUACCAGGAGAUAAAGGUCCGGGAAAUGACAUCGAUAUCUACUUACAACCUCUGAUCAAAGAGUUGAAACAAUUAUGGGUUGGUGUUCAGACAUAUGAUGCAUCAAGAAGAAAGAAUUUUCAGUUACGGGCUGCUUUAUUGUGGACUAUCAAUGAUUUCCCUGCUUAUGCAAAUUUAUCCGGAUGGAGCACUAAAGGGAAAUUUGCUUGCCCUUGUUGUGCUGCUCAAACUUCUUCAAGAUGGCUAUCUAAUGGGCAAAAGUUCUGCUACAUGGGACAUCGACAGUGGUUAGAUCAUGAACAUCCAUAUAGGUUCCAAAAACACCUAUUUGAUGGUACUGUGGAGCUACGUGGAGCUCCUUCAUCUACUACUGGAUCUGAAAUCUUAUCAAUGUUAAAUGAUGCACACUACACUUAUGGAAAAAGAAUGAAACAAAGCUUAAAAAAAUCAAAGAGUGAUAGUGACUCAAGGAAAAGACAUAGGCAAGUGUCCAAUGUUGAAGUCGAUAGCGACAUGGAAGAGAUAGAGGAGGAAUCACAUGAAGCAGAAUUGUGGAAGAAGAGAAGCAUAUUUUUUGACUUACCUUAUUGGGAGCAUAACCUACUUAGACAUAACCUUGAUGUGAUGCACAUCGAGAAGAAUGUUUCCGAAAAUAUUAUUGCAACACUCCUCAAUGUUGAAGGGAAGUCAAAGGAUAACUUAAAGUCCAUACUAGAUUUGGUAGAUAUGGGAAUUCGUCGUGAGCUUCAUCCUGAGUAUCUUCCCAAUGGAAGGACAAGAUUGCCACCUGCUUCAUUUUCAAUGACAACAAAAGAGAAGGAUAUGUUUUGCCAAUUCUUGAAAAACAUUAAAGUUCCAGAUGCUUAUUCUUCAAAUAUAUCAAGAUGUGUGAAUCAAAAAGAGCGGAAACUUCAAUCUCUAAAAUCUCAUGAUCAUCAUAUAUUGCUCCAUGACUUGCUUCCAAUAGCUCUACGGUCAUCAUUAACAAAGCGAGUGACUUGUGCCAUUUCGGAAUUUUGUAAUAUAUUCAAAAUCCUUUGUGGUAAGGUUCUUACUAUUGAAGAACUUGACAAAGUCCACCAUGAAGCAAUUAUAGCUUUAUGUGACUUGGAGAAGAUUUUUCCACCGUCAUUCUUCACUAUAAUGGUGCAUUUGGUUAUUCAUCUUCCAUUGCAAGCCAAACUUGGUGGACCUGUUCAUUACCGAUGGAUGUACCCCAUAGAAAGGUUCUUGCUCAAAUUAAAAUCUUACGUGCGCAAUAAGCGAUACCCCGAAGGGUCUAUUGCUGAAGGAUAUUUGGCGGAGGAAUGUGUAAUUUUUUGUUCAAGAUACUUGGAUGAUGUUCAAACAAUAUUUGAUAAACCCGCACGGAAUUUACGAGAAGGGCAUGAUGAAUAUCCUGCAGGAUCUUACUUAUUUCAUAGCGGUGGAGAGCCAAUAGGAAAAUUUGAAAUAGCAGAAUUGGAUGAUAUGUCAUGGGCACAAGCGCAUCGAUAUGUCUUAUUGCACCAUGACGCUAUUGAAACAUAUCAGAUUGAGUAUAAGAAUAUUCUGAGACAUCAAAUGCGCGGCCGUCGUUCAAAUGCUCGUGAUAUUGAUUUGCAAUUUACUAAGACUUUUCAUGAAUGGUUGGGGGAAACUGUUUCUCGUGGAAGAAUUGUGAAUGACGAAGUUAGAAUUCUAGCACAAGGCCCAAACAAAAUUACUAAGCGAUACAAAGGUUUCAUCAUCAAUGGAUUUCGAUUUCAUACUAAAUCUCGUGAGAGAUUGAGGAGAACUCAAAAUUCUGGAUGUAUUGUUACUUCUUCAACAAUGAGUUAUGCUAGUGCUAGUGAUGGUAAUCCUCUGGAAGGGAAUCUUGAUUAUUAUGGGGUCUUGAAUGAUAUUAUUGAGUUAGAUUAUUUUAACAAGCACAAGAUUGUGUUAUUCCGAUGUGACUGGGCUGACGUCAGUAGUAGUAGAGGGAUCAAGAAAGACAUGGCCGAGUAA